GUUUGUAUGAAUUCAAAACAUUCAAAUCAUUCUGAAAACAUGGAGGAGAUUUCAUCUUGGAGAGAGAGCUAUCAAAUGAAGUUCAUCUUCUACCUGGCAGAUGACCUCUCCUCUACAAUAAAUCCACCAGAGAAUGCCACCAUGGCCUCUCCCCACUCAAAGACCUAUACAGUGGCCGUCCGCCUGUCCAACACAGAGGAGAAACCCCUGACCAAGCAUAACCUGCAGGUGCUGUCAAUGAGCAUCCCUGACCUGCACCAGCGCAUCACGGGCAGCCCCCAGCCCUUCACCUUCCAUAAGGCCUACCUGCAGUGGGACGCCGUGCCCAGGACGUGCCCUGGACCCCAAACCUCCACGCCACCCAAAUCAUCCAGUCCAACCCACUGCACCAUCCCGUCCAAGUCAUCCACCCCUGUCCAGUGCAUCAUUCCGCCCAAGGCCCUGAGGCGCAGCCUGGGAAAGCCAGACAUCACCACCCAUGCCACGCCAAACAAGGAAGACCAGCCUUCCUGUUCCGUACAGGAAAAUGAAACCACGGCUCCCGACUGGCUGAAAUGCGACGGGUCAUUCAUACCGGGCCUCAGCAACAAGGAGUGGACGACGGUGAGCUUCGAGAACGAGGAGUUUGUACGCUGCAUAUCGCCGGUGGCGUACACCGACAACGCGAGAGACGUCGCCGGCAGGUGCAACAUUGCUGACUACACCGAGUACGGCCAGCUGGUGUUCUCUGUUGACGUGGACUUCCUCCAGAGGUGGAGCGUCGAGGCGGGAGGCGAAGAACUGACUGGUCCCACCGCCGCUGCAGUGGUCUCCGACGAGAGGAUGAAACAGCCACAGACGCCUUCGAGCAGGAGGAAAACUCCCAGGAGCAAGAAACGGCACAGCGCCACCACGCAGCGGUCAUCAGGGGCCAGUCACGCCACGGCAUCCAGAAGCCCCAUCAGGAUCUAAAGUGUACCGCUCAGAGAACUGAGAAAAAAACAUCUAAAAAACAGCAUCUGUUCUGUUGCCAUUUUUAAGGAAACAUUUAGAAGAGGGUACUAUGAAACUCCUGUUGAUAGAUAUUUGUAAAUGUCUUCAAAAUUACUAAAAAAAGACAUAUACAGUAUUCUCUGCAGUAUGUAGAGGUAUUGUCUUCGAAAUGACUAAAGGACAUAUAUAAUUUGCGGUAUGUAGAGAUAUAGAACAAAUAUGGCAAGUAUAACUGGGUUUUUUAAUGAAACAAUACAAAAGGUAUUCCUGAAUAUUGUCAUCUUUAUUUUGUAUGUUGUCAAGGCAACUAUGGGCAGUCUCAACAAAUCAAAGGAAUUCAUGACACAGCAUACUUUCAGUCUUAGUUCAU
Molecule: messenger RNA, 1342 nt
Organism: Alosa alosa (allis shad)
Lineage: Eukaryota; Metazoa; Chordata; Actinopteri; Clupeiformes; Clupeidae
Exons: 2
Coding region: 7-951 (314 amino acids)
Source: RefSeq, a predicted model, not a curated record